UUUCGGGGCGUGCCGCACGUUAAGAUGGCGGCGCCCUGCUCGGCGGCGCCAAUCCCCGGAUGAGCUGGCGGGCUGCGAUUGGUCGGCGGGAGUGACCCCGCCCCUUUCUUUGUACGGUGUCAUGGCGGCGCCCGCUCGGCCGGGCCGGCGCGGAGCGGCACUUCCGGUCCUGCGCGUUCCGCGGCCUCGGCCGCUCGGUGGCGGCGGCGCCGGAGGAGCUGCACGGGCCCGGCCCCGCUCGUGGCUGCGCCCCUCCCCCCUCCCGGUGCCCCCAUGGCCGCCCCCUCUCAGCCAAUCAUCGUCCUGGAUGAUGAUGACGACGGAGACCCCGCCCCCCAGUGCCCCUCCCCCACCCCUGCUGCCCCUCCCCCCCCGAACGGGGGCGGGGCCUUCUGGGAGGAGAACGAGCGGCUGUUCCAGGAGUUCCUGUCUCUCUGCGCUCCCCUGACCCGGGAGCACCCCGAGGUUCUGCCCUUCCUGAGCUCUCGGCACCUGCGGGCUCACCCCGACUUCCGGGGCUCGGCGGAGUUCCGGAACAUUCUGGGCCGGCUGCUGCGGCGCGUGCGGGGCCGGCGCCGCAAGGUUUACGUUUACAUCAACGAGCUGUGCACCGUGCUCAAGGCGCGGGCGCUGCGGCGCCGCCUGGCCCUGCGCUCCGCCCUGCCCGGUACGGACCGGUAUCCCGAUGGAGCCUCCCAGUUUGCCGAUGGAGCGUCCCAGUUUGCCGAUGGAGCCUCCCAGUUUGCCGAUGGAGCGUCCCAGUUUGCCGAUGGAGCCUCCCAGUUUGCCGAUGGAGCCUCCCAGUUUGCCGACAGAACAUCCCAGUGCCCUCCCAGUGCUUCCCAGUGCCCGCCCGCUUCGUCCCAGUAUCCCGAUGGAGCCGAGCCUUCCGGAGCCUUCUCCUGGCAUCCCCCGCAGCCCGGGGAGCCCUCCCAGUGUGCCACCAGUUCAUCCCAGUGUGCCACCAGUUCAUCCCAGUAUCUCACUGGAGAUUCAUCCCAGUAUCCCACCAGUUCAUCCCAGUAUCCUGAAGGCUCCUCCCAUUGUCCUGGUUCAUCUGAGCACCCUGGGGGCUCUUCCCAGUAUCCCGGCACUUCAUCCGGUGAUCCUGGUGUUCCAUCCCAGUGUCCCGGUGUUCCAUCCCAGUAUCCCGGUGUUCCAUCCCAGUGCCCCGGUGCUGCCUCCCAGUGCCCCGGUGUUCCAUCCCAGUAUCCCGGUGCUGCCUCCCAGUGCCCCGGUGCUGCCUCCCAGUGCCCCGGUGCUGCCUCCCAGUAUCCCGGUGCUGCCUCCCAGUAUCCCGGUGCUGCCUCCCAGUAUCCUAGUGUUCCAUCCCAGUGCCCCGGUGCUGCAUCCAACGAUACCAGUGCUCCAUCCCAGUACGCCAGCGCUCCAUCCCAGUGCCCCAACGCCUCCUCCCAGUAUCCCGGCGCUUCAUCCGGCAACCCCGGCGCCUCCUCCCAGUAUCCCGGCGCCUCCUCCCAGUAUCCCGGCGCCUCCUCCCAGCAUCCCGGCGCCUCCUCCCAGUAUCCCGGCGCCUCCUCCCAGUAUCCCGGCGCCUCCUCCCAGUAUCCCGGCGCCUCCUCCCAGUAUCCCGGCGCCUCCUCCCAGUAUCCCGGCGCCUCCUCCCAGCAUCCCGGCGCCUCCUCCCAGCGCCCGCUGCCCGAGGAGCCGCGCCGCGCCCGCGGCUCCCGGCGGCAGAUCCGUCACCUGGAGCACCUGCUGCGCGUGUACGCGGGCGAGAUUCGGCGGCUGCAGGAGCGGGAGCUGGACCUGGCGGAGCUGGACAGCGCGGACUCGCCGUACCUGCAGGAGAACCGGCUGAAGCGGCGCAUGAUGCGCAUCUUCCGCCGGCUGUGCCAGCUCAAGGAGUGCAGCAGCCUGACGGGGCGCGUGCUGGAGCAGCGCAUCCGCUUCCGCGGCACGCGCUACCCCGAGGUGAACCGCGGCAUCGAGCGCUUCAUCAACCGGCCCGACGCCUUCCCGGACUACUCGGACAUCCUGCGCGAGAUCCGCGGCGCCAGCGCCCGCCACGGGCUGGGGCUGGGCCGGCGGCAGAUGGAGAACAUGGCCCAGGAGGCCUUCAGGGAGGUGGGCAACCGGCUGCAGGAGAGGAGGCACCUGGACCUGGUCUACAACUUCGGGAGCCACCUGACCGACCAGUACAGACCGGGUAUGGACCCGGCGCUCUCGGACCCCGAGCUCGCCCAGCGGCUCCGUCGGAACCGGCGCCUGGCCCUGGCCCGGCUCGAUGACGUCAUCGCCCGCUUCGCCCAGCGCCAGGAACGGGACCGGGACACGGAACCGGGCCGGAAACGGAACCGGAGAGCUGGGAACAAGAGGAAGAAAGAGGAAGAGGAGGAGGAAGAGGAAGAGGAGGAAGAGGAAGAUGAGGAGGAGGAAGAGGAAGAAGACGAAGAAGAAGAAGAGGAAGAUGAAGAGGAGGAGGAGGAGGAGGAAGGAGAAUCCUCCGAGGCCGAAGGGCGGGUGAAGGUCAAGGAGGAGGAGGAGACCGAGGAGGAGGAAGAGGAGGAGGAGGAGGAAGGAAGAGAGGCCACGGCAGCGCAGGGUGCAGCCGAUCCGGGGGUCCCGGUGCUGCCCCUCCCCCACCCCGCGGCUCAGGAGCAGGGGGGGGGGUCCCGAGCCCCUCCCCCCCCUUUCCCAGUCCCAUUCCCAUUCCCAGUCCGAGUUUUUCCUGCUGCAAAUCCAACCCUUCCCCCUGGAGCCGGGGCGCUCCCCUCCCCCCUCCCCCACCCCCUCCCCUCCCCCCCACCCCCGCCCUGGGCGGUGGCUCCGAGGCCACGCCCAAAGCCACGCCCCCCUCCCCCCCCGCCCCUCUCCCCUCCCCCCCCCCAGGCCGAUCCGGGCUCCCGGGGGGGGCUCAGGCGCCCCUCCCCCCCCUCGCGCUGCCCCUCCCCCCUCAGCUCCACCUCCCUGGAUGGGGGAGGGGCCGCGACCCCCCCGGGACCCCCCCCCAAAAAACGGAUCCGGACGGAGCUGCCCGGGGGGGGCAGCCUGACGGUGCCCGGGGGGUGCUCGGAUGGGGAGGGGGAGGGGCAGGGUCUGGGGGCGCCCCCCUCGCCCCCCCCCCGGCCCAGCCCCCUCCCCGACUCCACCCGCGCCGACUCCCCCGGGGGGGACCUGGUGAGCUCCUCCCAGGGGAGCCCCCGAGGGGAGACCCCCGGGGCUGCAAGACCAGCGUGGGAACGCAGUGUGACCCCGAGGAGAUCAUCGUGCUCUCGGACUCGGACUAGCCCCGCCCCCCGCACAAACCCCGCCCCUUUCGCUCCCCAGCAAUAAACCCCGC
This is a messenger RNA of Cinclus cinclus, 3304 nucleotides long. RefSeq names its product death domain associated protein (gene DAXX). Lineage: Eukaryota; Metazoa; Chordata; Aves; Passeriformes; Cinclidae. The record is from RefSeq and is a predicted model, not a curated record. The transcript has 8 exons. Bases 274 to 3297 code for a protein of 1007 amino acids. Gene Ontology annotation, molecular function: histone binding.